CUAAAUAUUGUAUAAAACUGUCAUGCAAUCAGAAAUCUAGACAAUACAUAUGAAAACAUGAUACAAAGAACAUUAGGCUAUUCAAAGACUAGCCCGUCUGGAAAGCAAACCCACCCCACGUCCCACUUGAUCGCUCAACCGGAAACGCACACACGGAAGGCGUCUGGUCCGCGGAGCCGAGACACAGGGAAAUUCACUGGAGCCGCAUGAAACAGAUCACGAUUGAAGCAGAAAUCUACUCAAUAUAUUGACGAAACUAGACAAAUUAUCACCUAAAAACGCGACGAUAUGUAUCUAUGAUACUUAGAAUUUCUUACAGUUGUUUCAAAAGAGAACCAGGACAAGAUGUAUGUGAACUGCACAGUCAUUGAUGCCAGCACAGUCAGCUGUAAUGGGACCGACUACCUGGUUGAAGUACCACCCCUAGGGCCGGAUGAGCCUCAGUUCUGGAUCUACAUCGGAAUCUACAUCGGUUUGAUGCUGUUUGCUGGGUUGGUGGCCGGCUUGACCCUCGGCCUCUUAUCACUGGACAUCACCACCUUACAAGUUCUCUCUACGGCCGGUACCCCGAGCGAGCAGGUCUACGCGACCCGUAUCCUUCCGUUGGUCAAGAACUCUCAUCUCCUCCUGGUCACUCUCAUUCUGGCCAACGCCGCGGCGGUCGAGUCCAUGCCAAUCUUUCUUGACCACGUGACUAACCCUAUCGUCGCCGUGGCCGUUUCGGUAACGGCGGUCCUCAUCUUCGGAGAGGUAAUACCGCAGUCGAUCUGCUCAAAAUAUGGACUAGCUAUCGGAGCAAAUAUGGCAUGGUUUGUCUAUAUUCUCAUCGCUCUAACCUUUGUAAUAUCAUGGCCGAUCGCCAAGCUUCUGACAUUAUUGCUAGGAGAAGGAAUUGGGACGUUCUACCGCAGAUCAGAAUUAAAAGCUCUGGUUGACAUCCAGGCGACCUCCCCCGAAGCAGCUGCAGAAGAUAGCGCCCUCACGAAGGACGAAGUGCUAAUCAUCAAGGGUGCUUUAGACGCGGAGGGCAAGGUUGCCAAGGACGCCAUGAUACCUCUUGAUGACACCUUCAUGCUGGACUACUACGGCGUCCUAGAUAGGACCAUCAUGCAACAGCUUAUAGCCAAUGGUUACUCGCACGUACCCGUCUACAAGGACGACCGUAAGAAUAUCCAAGGUGCGUUUGUGGUCAAGAACCUUAUUAUCCUCGACCCCGACGACAACGAAUCCAUCUCAACAUCUCUCGAACAAUACGGUCGCCCCCUCCAUUCCAUCGCGGCCACCAAGCCCCUCUAUAACAUUCUAGACGAGAUGAUGGACGGGAAGUACAGGAUGGCGGCCAUUUACGACAAUCCAGCGAUCUUGCCGAUCUUGCCGACUAUAGACGAGGCUGAUGGUAACGUCCCGAGUACGCCUACGCUGCCAACUACGACGUCACAAACCGGAUUGAACAUCAUCGGCGUCAUCACGCUAUGGAACGUUCUGGAGGUGGUUCUAGGUGAACCAAUCAUCUCCUCAGAUGACGUCUACGCCAGUGUACGCCAGAAGGUCGAAAUGGGAAAAGUCAAAAUGGUCCGGUCGCUCAGUGCUAACCCUAUGGGUACCACUGCAAGCCACUUCGGAUCCAUUAACUCGCCACCAUCUCCGGCUCUUACGCCCCAGCCGUCCACUGCAGAGAACACACCGCUUUUGUCCCCUGACAACUUUUUUUGAGUGGUACCGAUUCCCCCCUGCCAACUUCAUCUCGUGCUGAAUAACUCGCUAUCAUGUCAAACGUGGUUGUAUGUCAAUACUGCGGACCUACCUUCGAAACUCAACAGUCGAAUACUAUUCUUGUGACGUGUUCCAAGUUAGACAUACACGCAAGAUAAAAAUCAAUAUUUUUACACGAUGUACAUUAGGAAACAUACAAUAGGGUUAUGAAUUGUAGUGUUGUUAUUCAUAUUUUCAUGUAAUUAAAUGUAACACGUUGUGGAUUUUUACAAAUUGUAUUCACUAAAAAUGAAUCAUGAAGCCAUUAAAUGAGUACAGUAAGAACAAAGAUGAAAGUUUGCUUAUACUGUAACGGUCGGCUGAUGCUAACUUCAUAUUAACAUAAUCAAGUGAUUCCAUUACUUAUUAAAGUUGGAAUAUUAUUUCUUACAUAUUUCCAUAAAGUGAUGGCGACAAUAUGGUUUAUUCUUCAGAGAUAACUUUUAAAUCUUCUCAGAACUUUAGUGAUCAAUCUGUUAAAAUGUCAUAUUUAUUGAUAAAAAAAGUUCUGAGAAUAUAUAAAAUUAUUGUCAUAAUCAUUUCAUGAAAAUAGGUAAGAACAAUUAUUCCAACUAUAUGAGCAACAGCAUAUGAUCACAAGUAAUAAGUUCAGAAACAUAACAUGGCACAGCUGUGAUCUUCUCAAUCAGAUUAUCUCUUGGUCAUGAAAUAUGUAUGAAAUAGAUAUAAUUUUAAAUUCAAAUUGUACCAUUGACAGGUGGAGAUAUACAUGUACAUGUAGAUGAUUUACUUAGGCCUAUAUUUGUUUAUUCAGCAAUUCACGAAAUGUGUUCAUACAAUGAAAGCGUGUCAUAUGCUAAAACGUGAAAAUAUAUUUUAAGGCCUAAAUAAAUUUGUGCACACUGGUUGUUGUAGCUAAUAUAUCGAGUGUAUUUUAACCGAAGCACUAUUGUCAAACCUGCGACAUAUUUGCACACCGAUACAUGGUCCUGUUUGUACUUCAUCUUGUACGUUUAAGGGAUAUGCGAUCGCGGAUCGUAAAUACAAAGCUAUUCCCCUUGACUCUUUAGUCAUGACAAGAGUAUAAAGGAAUGUCCAUAGACGUUGUACUGUAUGACUAAAGGUCGAGUAGAAUUUUUAGAUUGUUUAUAUAACGUGUUUGUACUUUAAUAAGGUAAAUGAGUCUAGUUUAAUAAUUGUUAUGGGUAAUAAGAUUACCUAUUUAUACGACAAAACUAUAUUAGGUGAUAUAAUGCUUGGAAUCGUGUGAAAUGUCACAAAUCUCAUUUAAACUUGAUAAUGAUAAUAUUGAUAGGAAUGAUAAUACAAAUAAUAACAAUGAUAAUAACAAUCAUAAUCAUAAUAAU
Messenger RNA from Strongylocentrotus purpuratus (purple sea urchin), 3080 nucleotides. Its product is annotated as DUF21 domain-containing protein At2g14520. The record is from RefSeq and is a predicted model, not a curated record. Gene Ontology annotation, cellular component: intracellular membrane-bounded organelle. Bases 346 to 1713 code for a protein of 455 amino acids. Gene Ontology annotation, biological process: magnesium ion homeostasis. The transcript is spliced from 9 exons. Lineage: Eukaryota; Metazoa; Echinodermata; Echinoidea; Camarodonta; Strongylocentrotidae.